Messenger RNA from Colletotrichum graminicola M1.001, 468 nucleotides. RefSeq lists its product as uncharacterized. The record is from RefSeq and is a predicted model, not a curated record. NCBI's taxonomy places the organism in Eukaryota, Fungi, Ascomycota, Sordariomycetes, Glomerellales, Glomerellaceae. The transcript is spliced from 2 exons. Bases 1 to 468 code for a protein of 155 amino acids.
AUGCUGCUCUCAGUCGGCUGCCUGGUCUCGCUCGCCCUAGCGAUCAACCUCGUCGGCGGCUUGCCCCACGACAUCGCCCCUCGCUCGGACGUCUUCCCCCGUGCCCUCGCGCCCUUGGAAAGGCAUCCCGUCCAAUGCCACCGCGAGAGCGACUUCCCCGGCCACGCCGACAUCAACUACAACAUGCAGUGGGAGGCCGUCCACGACUUUUGCGACAAUAAGGCGUCCGAGAUCUUGACCUCGACCAUCCACGACCCGGACAUGGGCAGGUUCCCGAUCGUGUUCAAGCACCGUAUGAGGUGGAAGUCCUGGCCGCAUUGGAUCAACUACGACUUCUUCGUCGAGUGGGUUCGGGGUUGCAGAACAGAACACCACUUCCAAAGGCUGGACUUCCCCUUGCACAAGGGCGGCGUCAAUUGCCACACUAUCAUGAGGGAUAACUACCUCCAAUGGAUUCCAACAGCAUAA